AGUUUACCUAGAUGUUUAAAUAUAUAGGAAGGAGUUGAAGUCUAAAUAUAUAGGAAGGAGCCGAAGUCUUGAUGAUAAUGGAAAUGGCAAGAAGAGAAGUUGGGAAUCUACAGGAGCGUGUUGUCUAGAGCAGCGAAGGAAACGAAUGAGAAGCCAGGCCGACCUGUGGGUUCUAGAAACAGGGCCAAAUCCCCUGUUACAAUGGUAGAUAUUGAAGGAAUUGAAGCAGAAGUCCGUGAUGUACCAGAAUCCCAGUCCUGUGAUGGAGGGCGUAGUUUAGAGCAGCCAAGGAGGCGAAGGGGUCGUCCUCGGGGCUCUAGAAACAGGGUCAGAGCCCAAGGUGCAGCCGGGCUUAUUGAUGCAGAAGUCCGUGAUGUACCAGAAUCCCAGUCCUGUGAUGGAGGGCGUAGUUUAGAGCAGCCAAGGAGGCGAAGGGGUCGUCCUCGGGGCUCUAGAAACAGGGUCAGAGCCCAAGGUGCAGCCGGGCUUAUGCCCCUCAUCUUGGAAAGAGACUGUAACGUAAUUCGUUGCUUGAAUGAGUUCAGGAGGAGCAUUAACGACGAUGGAAUCUUGAUUUUAAUGGCUCGUGGGCGAGUACGCAAUGUAGUAAUAAUUCAGCCUCAUCUUCAGGCCCCCAGGAAUUUGCAAGGUACCUUUGAGUUGAUACAGCUCUCUGCUCCUAUUACGCCUGGCAUCUGGAAUCAACCUUUGUCGGCUACUCUGGAAGGUCGUCAAGGACAAAUCAGAGGAGAUAUCUUUGGAGAAAAUAUGUGGGUAGAUGGUCUAGUAGUUAUUGUCGUUAUUCGCUUAGCCAACCCUGUCUAUUUCAGCCAACCUUCUGCAGCUCACAAUCACUCAGUUCAUCAGAACAGUGGGUUUCGUCUACCUUCUUCUGCUCCACCCCCACCACCACCAUCUCAGACAAAUGUGCACCCUGCUACAGGUUCUCAUCAGCCAAGAAGGAUCAACAAUAUGCAUCAGGGUAUCGUGGUUUCUUCUUCUGCUCGUAUUCCUCCCCCACCACCACCUCCACCUCCACCACCACCAUCUCAGACAAAUGUGCACCCAACUACAGGUCCUCAUCAGGGUAUCGUGGUUUCUUCUUCUGCUCCACCUCCACCUCCACCUCCACCUCCACCACCACCAUCUCAGACAAAUGUGCACCCUGCUACAGGUCCUCAUCAGGGUAUCGUGGUUUCUUCUUCUGCUCCACCACCACCACCACCUCCACCUCCACCUCCACCAUCUCAGGCGAAUAUGCACCCUACUACAGCUCAUCAGACUAUUCCACCCCCACCACCACCAUCUCAGGCCAUCAGCUCCAUCACCCGGGUCCGCACGGAAGUUGUGAAAUACUUCUUUCAAUUAUUUGGGUGAUUCUUUUUUAUCAAUCUUUAUUUGAAGCAUUUCUUGACUUUCCCUUCUCAGACUGGUAGUUUGUAAUCUCCGAUCCCAAAGUAUGGUUUUCCCGUAUUUACUUAUGAGAUGUAAAGAUUCAUACUCUCUUACAAGAUGUAAAGGUUUUUUUUCCUUAUUGUGACUCUUACUAAUAAUGCUCUCUUUAUGUUUCCUUA
Cryptomeria japonica (Japanese cedar) is the source of this 1574-nucleotide messenger RNA. RefSeq names its product AT-hook motif nuclear-localized protein 17. NCBI's taxonomy places the organism in Eukaryota, Viridiplantae, Streptophyta, Pinopsida, Cupressales, Cupressaceae. Gene Ontology annotation, cellular component: nucleus. The coding region runs from base 202 to 1377 and encodes 391 amino acids. The transcript is spliced from 2 exons. Gene Ontology annotation, molecular function: minor groove of adenine-thymine-rich DNA binding; DNA-binding transcription factor activity. The record is from RefSeq and is a predicted model, not a curated record.